UUAACGCAGCUGGAGGAGCAGGAGGAGCUGGAGGAGCUGGAGGAGCAGGAGGAGCAGGUACAGGUGCAUGUGUCUGUCUGUUUAUGAACGAGGGGGAGACGGCGUGGAGAAGAGACGGAGACGGAGAGGGGAGAGGACAAAGGAGCCGAGAGGAGGAAGAGCUGGGAAGGAGAGGAAGAGGAGAGGAUGUCGGAGAGGAUGUCUUCGUGUGGGAGCCUGUAUGACAGCACCAACCUGCUGCUGCAGUACUGCAACAACGAUGACACGGUGUCGGCCGGCAGCAACAUGGACAUGGAGGACCGGAUUUCCCACCUGGAGCAGAAGCUGCAGCUGCAGGAGGACGAGAUCCAGCUGUUGAAGGCCGCCCUUGCAGACGCCCUGCGCCGGCUGGGCUACUGUGAGGAGCAGAGCCUGGGGCCGCAGCCGGGAGGCGUCCAUGCCGCUGGGAGGAGACCUCUGGCCACCACAGCUUCAGCACCACCUACCAAGGGUAAGAAAGUGCGGCAGCUCCUGCAGGCUCUCCCCUCCAGACCGCUGAGUAACGGCUACGUUCAGCAGAAACGCCUCCUCUCCUCCCCGUCCUCUCCUAAAAAGGAGGUGCUACAGUCCAUUAAGAGGAAAAGUAUGUCCACAGAGCGUCUCACCCUGGUGAGGAAAGAGAUGGGAGCGGAGAGUCGGAGUCGAACCACCUCCUCCAGCAGCUCCGGAGGAGGAAAAAGCAAAUCCAAAGAAUGCAGCUUUAAUGCAGAGGAUGGCUACGUGCGGAUGUUCCUCCGCGGUCGUCCCGUCACCAUGCACAUCCCCGAUCAGCAGAGGGAGAGCUACAGCGUCGACAACAAGGUGGCGCUGCCUGACCGCAAGCUCAAAUUGCAGUGGGUGUACGGCUACCGCGGACGGGACUGCCGCUCCAACCUCUACCUGCUGCCCACAGGAGAGAUCGUCUACUUCAACGCCUCUGUGGUGGUGCUUUACAACACCGAGGAGCAGCAGCAGAGACACUACCUGGGCCACAACGACGAUGUCAAAUGCCUGAGUGUGCAUCCUGACAUGGUUACCAUAGCAACUGGGCAAAUGGCUGGAAACUCUAAAGAUGGAAAGCUGCUGGCGCCUCAUGUUCGUGUGUGGGACUCUGUGAGCCUCAACACGCUCCAUGUGAUCGGGAUGGGAGUGAUCGACAGAGCGGUCACCUGUGUGGCUUUCUCCAAGUCGAACGGCGGCACCUUCCUCUGUGCCGUGGACGAUGCCAACGAUCACAUGCUGUCGGUCUGGAACUGGCAGAAGGAGAAGCACCUGGCUGACGUCAAGUGCUCCAACGACUCUGUGCUGGCCGCUGUGUUUCAUCCAAUGGAUGCCAACCUGAUUGUCACCUGUGGAAAAUCUCACCUCAACUUCUGGACCGUGGAGGGCAACACUCUGACCAAGAGACAGGGCCUGUUCGAGAAACAUGAGAAGCCAAAGUACGUGCUGUGCGUGGCGUUCGCUGAGAAUGGAGACGCCAUCACAGGAGACUCCAGUGGAAACAUCUACGUCUGGGCCAAAGGUGGUAGCCGCAUCAGCCAGGUGGUGUCGGGGGCCCACGAGGGAGGGAUUUUCUCCGUUUGUGUCCUGAAGGAUGGCACCAUGGUGACUGGAGGAGGGAAGGACCGCAAGGUGGUGCUGUGGGACCACGACUACAGAAAAAGUGCAGAGAUGGAGGUGGGCGAGCCGCUCGGUCCUGUACGGGCGCUGGCCGAAGGUAAACAGGGAGAGCUCUUCAUAGGAACCACCAAGAAUGCCAUCAUCAGAGCUGCCUUCCCCGAUACAUUAACUCCUAUUGUACAGGGUCACACAGAUGAGCUGUGGGGUCUGGACAUCCAUCCCUCCAUGGAGCAGUUCGUCACCUGCUCCCAGGACAGACAGGUUCACCUCUGGGACACCAACUCCCAUCAGCCCCUCUGGAGCAAGACCAUUGAGGAUCCAGGGAGGUCUGCAGGCUUCCAUCCCAGCGGUGCUGUUGUGGCUGUGGGGACCAUGACUGGAAGAUGGUUGGUGCUGGACACUGACACCCGGGAUCUCGUUUCUAUGCACACAGACGGCAAUGAGAUUAUCUCAAACAUCAAGUACUCUCCAGACGGUAACUUCCUGGCUGUCGCUUCUCACGACAACUUUGUUUACAUCUACGCGGUGACGGAGAACGGCCGAAAGUACAGCCGCGUGGGGAAAUGCACUGGCCACUCCAGCUUCGUCACCCAUCUGGACUGGUCAGCUGACAGCCAGUACCUCGUCACCAACUCAGGAGACUACGAGAUCCUCUUCUGGGAGGCAUCCAGUGGUAAACAUGUGACCAACAUGGACACAAUGCGCAACCAGGAGUGGGCCACGUCCACCUGCACUCUGAGCUUCAACACCUUUGGAGUCUGGCCGGACGGAGCAGACGGCACAGACAUCAACGCCGUGUGCAGGUCACAUGACGGAUCCCUGAUGGCCUCCGCCGACGACUUUGGCAAAGUGCACUUGUUCUCCUUCCCCUGCUCUCAACCAAGGGCUCCAAGCCACGAGUACGGUGGCCACAGCAGUCACGUGACCAACGUUGCCUUCCUGCACGACGACAGUCACCUGAUCUCCACCGGCGGGAAAGACACCAGCAUCCUGCAGUGGGGGGUCUAGGCGAUUGUUAUCCUCCCAUAGCUCCCAUCCUGUGGGGGGACCGGCGUCCUGCCACCCUCUUCACUGUUCUAUCCUCCUGCACCACCAGGGGGCAGUGUGUCCACUGUGCCUACUGGAAAUAAAAAAAUAAUCAUAAUGAAAAUAAAAAAACACACAUUACUUGACCCACAGAUGUCACACCAGAUGAGAUGUAUCAUUGUGAAAGAUAUAAUAUUAUUUAGUGUCCUGCUGUUUUGUAAUAGAAUGUAGAAAAAAUGACUUGAUGCCAUGAAGGAAGUGAAUCCUAACCUUUCCCCCAAAAAGAUUUGACUACUGCAACACCGACCCAGCAGGAAGCAGUGACCCUGUGAUUUAGCGUCAGUACUAACUGUGCCUAAACUGUAUUUAUCUCGACCCCCCCUUUAAAGGAAUUCCACCCAUUUUAAAGGAACGGGUCUGUUUGCAGGAUUUAGCGCCUUGAUAACAUGUACACUCUGCAUGCUCCACAGUCACGGUUAGGGUUUUAUUUAUAUGUUGGGGGUCUAAUAUUAGGGUAUUUCUCCUACUCUUCCAAGCAGCUUUUGGUUCCCAUAAAGUAUGAAAAUCAGUUGGCAGACUCCUGAAACUUGUUUCAUGUGGAUGCAAGGCAGACUUCAAAAUCAGUCAGCACGGGAUCAGCACCACCGCCCAACGAGAAUGUGAGAUUGACGGAAAAUAAUGCAGAAUUUGAUGUUCAAUGUAAUUGAUAACUCUGCUUAAAUGGUUUCUUGUAGAUUCUCACACACCAAAAUGCAUGGCAACCAAUGGAACUACACUAUAUAUAUAUAUAUAUAUAUA
Molecule: messenger RNA, 3462 nt
Organism: Anoplopoma fimbria (sablefish)
Lineage: Eukaryota; Metazoa; Chordata; Actinopteri; Perciformes; Anoplopomatidae
Gene: eml2
Product: EMAP like 2
Exons: 22
Coding region: 187-2646 (819 amino acids)
Biological process (GO): microtubule cytoskeleton organization
Cellular component (GO): mitotic spindle
Molecular function (GO): microtubule binding
Source: RefSeq, a predicted model, not a curated record